GGUCUGUUAUGAUAAAUAUGAUGAAAACAAUCCAGAAUUGAAAACAAUUGUAGAUAAAACCAAUCCAAAUAAUUCAUUGGAUAAUAAUAUUCAAUCAGCAAAAAUACAACGAAAUACUUCAUUUUCAUCACAAGCUUCAUCAUCUUCAGCACAAACCUC
Diversispora eburnea is the source of this 159-nucleotide messenger RNA. Lineage: Eukaryota; Fungi; Glomeromycota; Glomeromycetes; Diversisporales; Diversisporaceae. The record is from the annotation of a GenBank genome assembly.